AUGGCUGAAACAGAUAAAUUAAACAUUGACAACAUCAUCGCUCGGCUCUUGGAAGUACGAGGAUCAAGACCUGGGAAAAAUGUCCAGCUAACGGAGGGUGAGAUCCGUGGCCUGUGUCUCAAGUCACGUGAAAUAUUUCUAUCCCAACCGAUACUACUCGAGCUGGAGGCACCGUUGAAAAUAUGCGGUGACAUUCACGGUCAGUACUACGACUUAUUGCGGCUUUUUGAAUACGGUGGGUUCCCACCGGAAAGUAACUACCUCUUCCUAGGCGACUACGUCGACAGGGGGAAGCAAUCGUUGGAAACAAUAUGCCUUCUUCUUGCGUACAAGAUCAAGUAUCCCGAGAACUUUUUCCUGUUACGAGGAAAUCACGAGUGUGCAUCCAUCAACAGGAUAUACGGUUUUUACGAUGAGUGCAAACGUCGUUACAAUAUUAAACUAUGGAAGACAUUCACGGACUGCUUUAACUGUCUACCCGUGGCAGCAAUCGUUGACGAGAAAAUAUUCUGCUGUCACGGUGGACUCAGUCCUGAUCUACAGAAUAUGGAGCAAAUAAGACGUAUUAUGCGACCGACUGAUGUUCCUGAUCAAGGAUUACUCUGUGAUCUUCUUUGGUCUGAUCCCGACAAGGACACAAUGGGUUGGGGUGAAAAUGACCGUGGUGUAUCGUUUACAUUCGGUGCCGAGGUCGUUGCCAAAUUUCUACACAAGCAUGACUUUGACCUCAUAUGCCGUGCGCAUCAGGUCGUCGAAGAUGGUUAUGAAUUCUUUGCAAAACGACAACUGGUGACGUUAUUCUCAGCGCCAAACUACUGCGGUGAGUUUGACAACGCCGGUGCCAUGAUGUCGGUCGACGAUACGCUGAUGUGCAGUUUUCAAAUCUUAAAACCAGCAGACAAGAGGAAAUUCGCGUAUGGUGGCCUCAACUCUGGCCGACCGGUUACGCCGCCGCGAGGUCCCAAUAAUAAAAACAAAAAGAAGUGA
Molecule: messenger RNA, 987 nt
Organism: Cotesia congregata
Lineage: Eukaryota; Metazoa; Arthropoda; Insecta; Hymenoptera; Braconidae
Source: the annotation of a GenBank genome assembly